Messenger RNA from Aedes aegypti (yellow fever mosquito), 16695 nucleotides. RefSeq lists its product as uncharacterized. The record is from RefSeq and is a predicted model, not a curated record. Lineage: Eukaryota; Metazoa; Arthropoda; Insecta; Diptera; Culicidae. Gene Ontology annotation, molecular function: protein binding; guanyl-nucleotide exchange factor activity. Gene Ontology annotation, cellular component: cytoplasm. Bases 1955 to 12451 code for a protein of 3498 amino acids. The transcript is spliced from 18 exons.
AGUAUACCGUGAGCGAUUGUCGUAAGUAGAUGUCUUUCGGAAAAGCAUCUCUGCAUUUGGGACACGGAUUCCCCCCGUCGGGUGUGCGUUUUAGUUUUUCCUUUACUGGUUGGGGUUUGUAAUAGUAGUAAUAGGCAGGGCAGAAUUUUUAAGGUCGGUAGAAGGGGCCUCCCAUAGACGAUCCAGUAUUGAGAACAUAGUUAAAGGUUCUUGUAGUCGCUGUUUUGUGCAAAGUUCAUCUUGGGAUUAGUGAGAGUGAGAGACCCGUGGUGAAGAGUGGAGAGGAUAGGGGAGCGUGUGGGGUUCGAUGCUUUAUUUCUAUGGCUCUUCAGGGGCGCGACAUCAAUCAGGAUGUUGGAUAUGUGACCCAGUCCGACCAUGAAAAGAAGUAAUGGCCCCAACCGAUUUGUAUGGCAGUAAUACGCAGGCACACCAUUAUGUAAUUAUGGUUGUGGGAGUGUCAGCAUCGUCAGCCUUUCUCGGGGGAUGAUUUAUGAUUUAAUUCGGAGGAAUCAGGUUUAAUCAACCGUGUGCAUCGUGGAUCAGUAACUAAUGGAGCGUGCGAGGGAAAAAUCGAUUUCGGUGAAAUUGUACCUAGUGCCAGUUCGUACAGGAAACGAGAAAACGAACUUUCUCGUCAGUGUUUCUUAAUACUUUCCAUCGAUGGGGAUUCCUUACGGUCGCUACCCCUAGGAUGAAAUAAUAUCCUUGCUGGAAUAUCCUUCGUCAGUCGUCUGCUUCACACUCUACGUAUAUCUACCAAGACGAGUGCAGCAUCCGAUUCCGGCAGUUGCAACAACAACGACAAUAUGAAAGUGAUUCACGUUCACGUUUGUGUUUGUGCUAGUAAUAUCAUACUCCUGUGAAACGGGGUGUGGAGGCUUCCACUCUCGUAGAAUAUGUAGUAAAUUUGUUCAUGUGAUCAGAAAAUUGCAUUCCCCUGUCUCCAAAAUCUCCCACCCAGUGCAAACCUAUUUCCCCCGUAAUCCAAUCAGUGUGAUCGGCGUUGAAGCAUAAUCAAAACGCAAUAAAAAAUCCUUGAAAAUGCUGAAAGUGAAUUUGUGUGUUAAAUGUUUCAAACCGAAUUAUCGUUAAAAAUUCACGAAUGGACCCCCUGCCUAAAGGAUUCCCCCCAUUAAUCCAACGAGCAAACUUUUGUGGUAGCUGCAGGGAGCUUAAUCAGUGAGAGAUAAAUCCGUUCGGAAAACAGGAUUUGGAGUGUUUGCCUGAAGUUCUAUGCGAAAGAGGAUUAUAAUUCAACGAAGCACGCGCUCCAUUUCGAAUGGAAGCGAUUGGACCACUUCUACAAUCAAGAAUAAAGAACACGGUAUCAAAUCGGAAGAAGCAUGUGCGAUAGCAUCUCCAACUAUUGGAAUGAUGAUAUCUAUGUAAAUCUAGAAAAAAAAAUCCAUGUCUCCGUUGUCUGCCGUCUAGGUCUAUGAUUGUGUCUGACGAUCCUAAAGAGGCAAUACUGAAGCUAAAGUAAAUUCCCAUAUGUGUUCGGGGUUGCAGACGAACGGAAAUAUGAAGCCUCCGAGCCGGAUGCUGCGUAUCGUUCAUGUUCUCCAGUGAUUGCCAAUCGAGACGGGGUUUUUAUGAGUUCGGGGAAUGUGUGCUGGAUGUUUGCGAAUCUGAAAAGCUAUGGAAUGUGUCGCUGAUCAAUCCCAUCUCGUCUGGGUGGAAUCCUGGUUUAACUGUGCGCCAGUGAGUGUAUUCCAACACAUGGGCAAACAGAAUUAGUGUUCCCGACGACGACGACGACGACAACGACCAAGACUUCGAAAGACGAAGAAAAGAAAAUGGAAUAUGUGCUAUUGAGUGACGGUGAAGAGGAUGAUCGUAGUGUCAGGUUGAAUGUGAACCACGGGACUCGUAUUGCAGUCCCAUCGCAUCCGAGGAUGUUCAUAUCCUCCACUAAAUUCUAGUGAGAGUAAUUGAAUGCACACACAAAAAAAUGAAUCUCCAUAAAUUGAGCAAACGACAUUCCAUACAUUCGAUGCAGCAACAGCCGGGUCGACAACCGCCGGAUGAGCCUGGAGCGAAAGCAGUGGAUGCUGGCGCUAGUACUUCCGCUUCCGGGGCAGCCUCCAAGCAGCGCAAGAAGGGGAAGUUUAGGCUUAAGGAACGCUCCAGCUCCUCGGUGCGGGAACGCUUUGUCAACGACCCGGCCUACACGGAGGACGUUCGCCAUCUGGCGCUUCCGAUGCGCCGGAACAGCGGUCCGGAAAACGUGGACCACCAGCAGCAGGCGCGCAAAUUCUACACCAUCCCGAAGAAGAAGUCCAACUCGGUGGGGAAGGAUUACUUGAGGGGUUCGGGGUACAGUGUGGAAGCGGGAGAUGUUGGCAGGGAUCCCGGCGGGGCCUACAACAUGCAGGUCAAAGUGCGGAGGAAAAAGUAUAAUUACCAUAAUAGUUCGGAGAUGUUGCGGUUCAAUGCGGACGAGUCGAGCAGUUCGGAUAAUGUGAGGGGCGGGGCCAGUGGGAGGAGUUCGACUCUGGAGCGGCGUGGGAGAAGUUUGGAUAGGAGGAGUGCGUGUGAGGAAAGGUGGUUCGAGAAGGAGGGCGAAGAUGAGGAUGAUGGACGGGGAAGAAAUCGAAAUUUGAUCAGACGACAGAAUGCGGCGGUGGAUGAGGGAGUUCAAGAGGAGAUUGGAGUCGAUGAGAAGGAUGGUAGAAGCAAGCUCCAGAUUGGGAAACGUUUCCUGAAAGGGGAAAUCGGAAUUAAGAGCUUCAAUUAUUACUUGCUGAAGGAGGGGCUGAAAUCUUCGAAGAAGAAUUUGCUGAAACAACGUUCGGCGCCUGCGGAAGGAGGGGCGGUUGGGGGUGGAGGUUUGUCGAAAAGCGAGGAGAACAUCUACGAGGAAAUUUAUUUCGAAGAGAAACCAAACGACCCGAGCGACGAGAAAAUUCAGUUUUUAGAUUGCGAAUUGUGUGUCCAGCAGUGCAGUAACAGUAACUGUGAAGCAUGUCAUAGCCAUGUUUCGAAACAUAAACUACAAGAGCACCACCAUCACCAGCAGAAGCAAUUGGAGAAGCAGAACAUUUACGAACAAUUGAAACAAAUUCCACCGCCUCCGGGUCCGGUCGCUGGUCCACAGCAUCAGCCACAGUACAAGGCAGUGAAAUCGUUGGACAUUGACGAUUUGAACAUGUACCACUCAUCGUCCUCUACGUAUGGGACGGCAACAAGCAAUGUCCUCCAGUACCAGUCGUAUAAUCCCAAUAAUCCAAAUGUUUUCAAAAUAGAAACAACACCUGUUGCGUUUGGCUGUGAGUACAACCCUAUCCAGCAGAUCUAUUACAAAACACAGUACGGUACACUGCCAGGGGCUUCGGUUAUGACCGGACAGCAGCGACAUCACAUUUAUCAACAACCGCAAAAUCUAAUUUCGACUAACUCGGACUUUUACCAAGAGAUUAGUAGGAAAAAAUCUUCCUCAUCGUCCGAUUCUCUGCAAGCCCGGAUGCAAAGAGAACUCUACCAGCAAGCCAACUUGUACUACUACCAACGUGAGGCUGCUGCGGCUCAAAGCGUCCAGCCUCAAGACUCAUCCAAAAUCUACAAAACAAGCUCUAAUGCAUCCAUUUUGAGUGAAACGUCAGCUCGAAGUGAGAACUCCCUGAAGCAACCACGCACCGGUAAUAUGUCCGACUCGUCCCUCGGAGACUCGUUGUUUUCCUACCCUGCCAAUCGGCGCUACUUUGGCAGUUCCGAAAGUUGUCGCUUCGCUUCCGAGUGUCGUCGCUGCAGUCUCGACGUAGACAAAUGUAGCUUCUCGGACACAUGCCGGUACGACUGUCGAAACUGUGACUGCUCUUCCAGCUAUUUCUCGUCUGAUUUCGAUGAUACCGGGACAGGGAGGAAGAGUCACUCUCGCCAAUCCGGCAACAAUCCGGGGCAAGAUAAUUAUAACGUCCCCGCUUAUGCAGAGGACUUCAUGAAACACGUAAGCAACGUUAAGCGGAACCAGUUGGGAUCAUCUUCCUAUCCUCAACAUUCGCAACAACCGAAACAGACACCCAGUGGCAAGAUUUAUGAAACCCCUACCACUUAUGCUGGGAUUUCGAAGAAGGCCCCCUUCCAUCGCGAGCAUACCUACGAAGCAUUGAAAUCCAAUCCAUAUGGCAGCACCGGCAUCAAGACAACUCACAAAUACGACGAAAACACCAAACUGUCAAUCAGUCACAGUCACGAGCUGUUGUUGUCCCCUUCCCGGAACAAGUUCCCCAUCGAAGGCAACUAUUCUCCACGUUUAGGUCCAAAAUCCUCCAACACCCUUCCCGCCUCCAUCCCAUCGAAAGCCAAAAGCACCGAAUUCGGUCAACUUCCCAGCGGUGUCCCGACUUCCACCUCCCGAGAAGUCGACACGCUCCCAAAAUCUUUCACAACUACCGGCUCCCCUCGGGCAACUCUAUCAAACUUGAAUCACGACUACGCAGAAAUCACCCAACUACCAUCAUCCAAACCGAAACCGAAAGAGCAGAAGCAAACACCACCCCCUCCUUUACCUCCCACCUCGACCCACCCCAAACGCUCCACCAUCAAAUAUACAGCCCCACAACCCCCCAAAUCAGCCACGACACAACCCAAUGCCUCGACAACUUCCGCCCGUCGUCAAGCUCCCCCUAUCCCUACAAACCCCCCACUUGACCCAACGCAACCACCCGCUUCCUGCACCGAUGGCAGAGAUAAAUCCCUCCCGCGGCGAGACCGCGCCGAGUUCGAAAGAAGCAAGCGGGGUGCGGCCGCUGCCGUUGCUGCCACCAUACAGGAUGUGACACAGGUACCACCUGCUCUCACCCCGCAAUCCAAGCGGAAACAGGAACUUAGCACCGGUCAGCAACAGCACCUAGCGCCGAAGAAAGAGUUGGUGAAGAAGAAGAUGCAGCAACAGGCGUCGGAGAAAGAGGAGGAUGAUGGCAACUUCACUGACGACGAGGACGAUGAGGUGUUUCUCAGUGAUAAGGUGGUCUACGAGAAGCCCAAAUACGGAAGCGGCAGGAAGCAGAAUCCACCUCCAAAAGAGCAAAUCACAACAAACAAAGCCCCCCUCGUCGCCUCGGCCCCAACUGCUUCGGCAUCAGGUCAAGCGGUAACCGGUUCCAAUUUCUCCUCACAACCACCAACAACUACAUCAUCAUCACUAUCGUCAUCGUCAUCAUCGGCAGCCCCAGCUUCGGCCCCCCAAACGACCACCACCACAACUACAGCCAGCGUGCCAGCAUCCCAAAAGGCCGCUCCACAGAUGAUGGCCAGAUCAAAACACAGAGAGCAUCAACCCGAAGCCCCAACGACGACGUUGGACGGUGGCGUCGCCGGUAGUGGUCCAGCGUCGAAGCAGCACUCAAACGAAAGCGAGAGUUUGCGCAGUUCCCAAGCAACGUUAGAAGACGACGACGCCGCCGAGAGCGCGAGUGAUUUGGUGAGAAAGAGUGACGAACCCACCGACGUCGACGUCUUUGGGGGUGGUUAUGACGCCGGCUCCACGAUUGCGGCCACUAUGCAGCUCCACCAGCAGAGGAUGAUCAAAACAAAAUCGUCACCCGAAGCACUCAGUACCGAUCUUGCCGUCUCGGGUGAAGCGUCGGAACAGCAGCAGCCGCCAGUUUUGUCGUCGGGUCGCCUGGCAGCUUCAGCAGCAGGUUGUUCGAACAGUCAAGAUAAAAACGUUGCACAGGCAUCAGAAGUAUCCCCGUCGCACUCCAAGUCGAAGGAAGCCAAUAUUAGCCCUAAUAGACCCGACGAAGCUGUAGAUUUCGCCGACCCAAACCAUCCCCGUAGCAAGCCAACCGACGAACAAGACGACGGUAGACUAAUUGGCAACGAUGAAUGUGAUAUCAUUGAUUUCCCGCUGCCAGAGAUCCCUGUGAAACAGGAUCCAACCUCGUCGGACAACAGUUUUCUGACGGCCACCGACGGUAACGAUACGGCUUGGGAUGACGCCCAGGCCUCUCCGGCACUAGUGAAACGAUCCAACAGCAGCGAGCACACAGCGAAUCUUGAUCUUUUGAAAGCGGACUCAGCGGCAGAACAGGAGAUGCACUACCGCAACUCGAACGACAAACCGACCUAUUUGUUCGGUGAAAACCUGAAAAAGAAUGAAAUAUUCCUCAACAAGUCCGGCUGGGUGCAGGUCAGCCAGCCGCCGCAAUAUCCAGGCGAUCGUAACGUUCGGGCAAAGUCGUUCCAAUCGGAGCUGGCUGGCCCUAGGACAUCUCGAAAAUACGUCGAGUACAAUGAGAAUCGGUAUGGCAAGGGAAGCAAGCUGGAAGAUCUGAUCAAUCGCAACGAAGCACGGCGGAGUCAGGUUCAGAAGGUUCAACGACAGGACAAUGUGACAAUCUUGAAAAUAGAUCCUCAGCUAUCAUCCGGAGGCCGUCCAAUAUGUCUUCCAAUCAAAAGGAACUUGGCGGACAACUCGCCACCUCCAGUGACGCCGAUCCUGUCGCCACCACCUGCCUUCCAAGACUCGACUCAGAAGACCCGCCUUAGUGAUAUCAAACCCGGAACUCGGAUAUUCCUCUCUGUGGUGGACAACGAAAACCGGAACCCCAAAGGCAUGGUUUUCUCGAGAAGCUUCGAGUACGAUAACCGACGAUACACUACUCCCAUAGCCACGUCGCAGCAUCGCACCCAGAACCAAUCCUAUCUAGGCAACUUCUCGAAAAGCUUCGACUUCGAUACUAGCCUCAUAUCACCUAUGCCGAAAACCACGGAUCAACCCUUCAUCCGUCGUAACAAAUCACCAACUCCGGCUUUCUCCACGCUCACUGGGAAUUCUCCCAACUACCUUACGAAGAAGGAGAAACCCAACUCCAAUCCUCAGCUCAUAACCAGUGAUAAGUCACCAAUUUUCCCGAAAGCCAUACCCGGAAGCAGUGUGACCAGCUCCGGCUACGAAUCUCUAAAGCGAUUCGGCGACAAGAACAAAUCGUUCGACGCACAGAUGAUGUCUUCCAGCAUAGCAGCCGCGGGACAGCGCUCUCGACGGUCACAGUUCACCACCAAGGCCAAUUCUACGCCCGGGUUACCUUCCUACGGUUUCCGGUCCGAUUCUGUCGGCAACAACCGGCUCAAUUCCUGUGAUAGUGGUGCCCGAUCUGAUUACUCGAACGACGGAGUCGAAGAUGACGAGGAAAACGUGAGCGACGACCAAUCCUCUUCGCUGGCGCUCAGCUAUAAGUCGUCCACCUCCUACAUGAACCAGAUGAAGGGUCGUGCUGGAUUGUUCGGAAGUUCUGGUUCUGGUAACACUCUCACCGCCCACAGUGCCCUGAAACCGCAGCGCUCGUUAACUCCUGAGCGGCUGUACGACAACGAUGAGUAUGGUAGCAUGCGGAAUCUGAAAAAGCAGCGUUCGCUCACACCGGAGAAACGUUCCCGAACCCCGGACGACCGCAGCAAACCCCGCACCAAAGGAGACAUGAACAGUUCGCAGUCGUCGCUGGUGUCCCGACAGAGCUCCGGUUCCCGCAGCAGUACUCUGGAGAGACGCUACGACGAGGCCUACAUGCGCACCUCUAGCCGAAGUUCAUCUAGUUCUAGCUACAGCGGAGACGAAGCUCAUGGAUCGUCCUUCCGCAGAAGUCAACUCCGAGGUCCAGCGGUUCGCCCGAAUGUCGUUGCAGGCGACUACAAAAUUCGACGAUCCAGAUCCCUGCAGCUGUCGGAGAGAUCGCCCAGUCGGCAACAAGUCCCGGCCGUUGGUGUAGCAGCCCUGCCUCACAAGGUUGUUGUCCGGUUGGGAAAUAUCCCGAACAAGGAACGACCGGCCUAUACGAGCACGCGGAAGGUUACCGGAAGUCAAUUACUAACGCAACCGGAUUCGGUUUAUCCUCGUGUGUCACCAAGUAGUACUCUGGAUCGACUGCGACGUGAGACGGCAUCGCAUACGAUCGUGGACGUUCAGGACAAGAGCAAAUCGUUCGAUAACAAUAACUAUGGCGCGUAUGAGUAUGAGUACGACAAGAGCAAGUCGUUUGAUGAGAACUACGGUGUGGAGAGCGACAAGCGCGGGUACGUUGCGACUGAGGGCAGGUCCUACAGUCACGAUCGAGUCUUUGGGUCAACGGGGACUUCUUCGAGUAACGAGUACAGUCAAUCGUCUACAUCGAGGAAUAGAAGUCCACAAACCUAUGGAAGCAGGCUGUAUGAGCAUGAUCUACAGCCUCAGCAGCAAUAUGACGUGAGCAGGAUGAGUAGAUCUCCGAUCAUUAACUACAAUCAACGGCGAGUGAUCGCGAGGGAACGUUCACCUGUGCCUGGAGCCAGCAAACCCAUGCUAGGACAACACUACCAAAAGCCUUCGGAUUUGUAUCUGAUGAGGAACCUGACGCCGGAUUCCGAGUAUGAUGAUCGCAUUACGCCCGAUUUUGGGGAUGGCCAGGCGUCGACUUCAGUGACGAUCGCACCCACAACGACCGCCGCAGCGGCAGCUGCCUUCAAGGAAGCCGAACUGGUGAAAAAGUUUUUGUACGCAACGAAAAACAAGCAGUUACAGAGAGAGUCACGUAACGUUGUUGUACCUCCGGCCGGAACGCCAUCUACUGGAAGUUGUACCGCUAGUUCCUGUGAUUUUUGGCCACACUGUGGCGUCACGUCGACGCUCACGGUCGAACAGAAUCAGUUAACAAAAUCGGGUAGUGAAAACUGUUUGAACAGAAGAAGUAUCGGUGCCGGAGGUGACAUUGCAAGUUAUGCUACAGGUCUUCUCAGUACUAGUGGUGGUGGAACAGGUGGUGAAGUGAUUGUGAUCGGUGCAAAGUCCGGUGCCACGUUGGUCCCUAUAAAGGCCAACAGCUACGGUGGCGUCGGGCAUCAUCCCCUGAAGAAGCAGAAGAACAUAGAAAUCCAUGACCGGGACCUUCCGACGGUCAUAGGCGGAGGAGGCCCUUCGCGUUACAUCUACGGACCAUCUCGACCGGCCAUCGUCAAAGCAAACUCGAUCACAUUCCUCGGGGAGCACGAGAUGCCAAUUACACGUGACCGUGUUUCGAAAUCGUUUUCCCAUCAGGGUUCGACGUCGGCAAUGACUACGACGACGUCUUCGGCCAUCCUGGCGAAACAGGACUCCACUUCCUCGAAAAGCAAUUACUCUUUGGCGGAUCAAGGCUCGGCGGGUGGUAGAACGAAAGGCCACUACAGUGGAAGUGGUGGUGGCGGGGGAAGCAGCAAUAGCAGUGUUAAAAGCAAUAGUAGCAAUUAUAAAGUCAAUCGAAGUCCCAGCAAUAAAAGCAAUCCUCCUGGUCCGGGCGGAAACAAUCACCGCUACAGUGGUUCUGGCUCUGGUGCUGGUGGUGGGAUGGCGAAUACUUCUUCGGUGGACAAAGCUGGCUCCGGGAGUGACGGACGAGAACGGAAGGCGAGGUCGACCUACUCCACAUCGACGACGAAGCCUCACCGUGCGUCCUCAUCCUCGUCGAUCAAGCGGAAGUUUGAAAUGAAGCUGAAAAGCCGCUCGCUGCCGAAAUCCUUCAUGCGCUACAGCAAUCUGACCUCGGAUGACUUGGAGCUGUCGGCCAUAUUCUCACCCAAUUCGCCUCUGCAGCUGCGAGCCGUUUCUAGUCCAUCACUCACAGAGCCAACGCCACCGGCGACGGUUCUCAGAGACCAGCCGGACGACAGCCAUGUGACCAAAACCGCAGAUUCUCGAAAUGUGGCCAACCACAUCCACCAUCAUAAUCAACCACAGACCAAGACUGCAUUGCUGAGCGCCAACCAGAAGAAUCUGCACCACUCGCAGCAAGCUUCCGAGAGCGUGCUGCAAAAGUUCAAGAAAACCUUUUCCCAGUUCAAACCGGCCAAAGGAGUGCCACCAGUGCUGGCGUCCGCCAACAGUAAUAGCCUAAGCAGUAGCACCAGUAGUAGCAAUAGCAAUCACCCGCAUCAUCUGAUAGUGAACAGCGGAAUGAGCCUGGACGGAAGAAGUCAGGAACGGCCAGUUUUGCCUCCACCCCCGCCGGUACAGUCUCAGCAAACGAGCCACCAUCAUCGGUUCGGUCCGUUGAUAUGGCGAUCGAGCAAAGAGCGGCGGAAAACCAAAUCGCACCGGAGGGAUAAGUGCAACAGCGGGGACUCGGGCAUUCAGGUCGAACUGGAGGCCGAUGAGCAGCUGCUGCCUGAUGCGGGAAUCGAUGGAACGGAUCCCAUUUCGCCCAACUCCGUGACGGUUCGGCGGGCCAACUCCGCCAAAGUGUCCACCUCCGGAGGUCCAUCACUGCUCAAGCACAAACUAUCGCUCAAAGGAAGCAACAAGGAAAACGUGGCCAACAUAUCACGCCUAAGUGGCAAAUCGCGCAGUCAGCCCUCCGGACUGGACCGACUGGCCGGCGAUGACCACGACACGCGCCUCAGCGAAACCGACAGUGACGACGAAAACGACGACGGAGUGGAUCAACGACGACACGACCCCCGUCGAGGAAUCCGCGAGUCGGAACCGGUCUUUGCGGAAGUCCUGUUCUCGUUCCGGCCCGUGGGACCUCAGGAACUAGCCCUAGAGAAGGGAGCACUGGUGGAAGUGCUAAGGCGGGAAGCUGGUCCCUGGUGGUGGGGCCGAAUCAAAUCCGAUGCCAUUCUGUCCGACGAGCGGGAGGAACAGGACCGCACCGUGGACAACUCCGACUGCGGGUGGUUCCCGAUGGAUUUCGUUAAACUGUUACCUACGUACAAUAAGCCAAAACAGAUCAUCAUCAUCAACAACAGUAGCAAUAGUGGGCUCGAAGAAGCUGGUAUUCAGAACGGGGACAUGGGAAAGAACUGUGAUAUGCUGCAAGAUGGCGCUGCGACCAUGCUGCCAACGGAACUCGACGGAGCUUCGGCGCCGAACGAGCCGAUGGGAGGUGCUAGUCAGGAGCAAACGAAGGAGAACGUGAUCAAGGAACUGCUCGAGACGGAAAUCAACUUCGUCAAGCUGCUUAAUUCGCUUUGCUUAGGAUAUAUCAAACCUCUGAGGGAACGCGAGGAUGUUUUCCCGGCGGAGAGUGUGAACAUUAUCUUCUCGAAUCUGGAGAAAAUUUGGAGGUUUCAGCAGACGUUUCUGGAUGCGCUUCGGAUAGCGGUGCCCGCCAAUAGGAUUGGCGAAGUGUUCCUUGAAUAUCAAUCGGCAUUUAUGAUCUACUCGGCGUAUUGUAACUCCUAUCCACGUGCUCUGAUGGAACUGGAAAACUACACCAACAACAAGGAGGCGUGCACCAUCCUGGAGAGCUGUCGCGUGUCGCAGAAUCUCCCGGAGCUGCCCCUGUCGGCGCACCUGUUGGCGCCGAUCCAGCGCAUCUGUCGCUACCCGUUGCACCUGAGCGAACUAGUCAAGCAUACGCCGACGCGGAAGGAGCUGCUGCCGCUGCUGAACCUGCGCAAGUGCACCAAGUCCGACCUGGAAACCAUGGACUGCCGGGAGGUGUUCGAGCUGGCCCUGACCGCGAUGAAGCGCGUGACCGAGAUGGUCAAUGAAGGCAAACGCCACAGCGAGUACCUAUCGCGGAUGCAGUCCCGCUUCGAGAACUUCCAGGGCCCAUCGAUCAACGUGCACAGCACCCGGCUGUUCCUGCAAACCGACGCCAUCCGGAUGACGCCGAACCUGUGGAACAACACCUACACGCUGUUCCUGUUCGACCGUCAGCUCAUCUACUGCAAGAAGGAUCUCCUCAAGCGGACCAACUACAUCUACAAGGGCCGGAUCUUCCUGGACAACUGCCGGAUAUUGAACCUCCCGGACGGGAAGAUGUUCGGCGUAACGCUGAAGAAUGCGUUGCGGUUGUACUGUGACACCCGGAACAAGUGGUUCGAUUUCUGCUUCCGGAGCAGCAGCAGUAAGCUGCGCUUCCUGAACACCCUCUCGGCGGAACGGCAGUUCUGCGGCGAAAGUCUGUUCGUGUCCGAGCUGGAUGGGGCGUGCGUAGACGACGAUAACCUGUCAGAUCGUGAGUAUUUCCCCUUCAAUGACGAAAAGGAAGGAUGCAGCAAUACGGAUACGGAAACCAGCAAUGGCACAGAUUUGACGGACAGUAUGCAGUUCCUUCUGGGGAAUAUGUCCCAAAGUGCCAGGACCAGCAAUUGCAGUGUGCUCAAAGAAUCUCCCACGAAUAUAGGCGGUAAGCAGUCGGGAAAUACCCUACCGAAGAAGUCUCGAAAAUCAUCCAAAGAACAACAGCAACAGCAGCAACCAGUAGAAUACAAUUCGCACUCCCUCGGACGACGAAAACUGGGCAAUUGGUUCCGCAAGGCCAAGAGUACGAAUAGCACCCCGUCGCAGAGUCCAACUCAUCAUCCGAUGGCGCUUUCGCUAGCCGCCGUCAACCACGUGGGUGCGUCGGAUAGCUCUUCGGCCAGCAGUCCAGGUCUGGGAUACCAUCACCAGCGAACUCUGUCGGCUUUGUCCACCGGUAAUGGAUCCAACCCCUCCUCCUUGGCCAAAGACGAGGACGACGACCAGCACCAGUUGUUGUUUUAGUGAGGUAGCCCUCCAGUAGAAUCUAGAGUACAAUCUACAACCCAAGCACAACCACAAAACUAAAAAAAGAGCUGUGUUACAAAAUUAGGUAACCCCCACGUUUUAGCAAACCAGGCACACACUUGACGCACAACCUCCCAAAAUGCUAUCUGCAGUUCCUACGAGCAGAUCACAAACCCCGCAAUCGAUCAAGCACAAAACCUGUAUUAGGUGUAGAAAGCAUGGUUUUAAAAAUGUAGAGAGCGAGUAGGUAUGUGGAGUGAAAUAACUGACUGAAAUAGGAAAAACAAACGUCAAAAUGGUCUCAAAGAAACGAAAAAGGCUAAAACGAAAGAAACACGUGUUCAUAUUGAAAAACGAACAAAAACAAACAGCUAAACAUAAAUCUUUGGAAUUGUGCCGGUCACAAUUGAGUAGAGACAUAAAAAAACUCUAUUUGAGAGUAAUGCGUUUUGUCUAAAACUGUCGAACGUUAUCCUAAAAAAACACAAUUUAACCGUAAGCGUUUUAAACCCUAAAACCACUUAGUUGUUAGAAUGUACCUAUCGGAGCAAAUGAACCCCUAAAUUUUGGCGCGUCAAUAUCCAUGACCGAAAAUUGUAAACCUCCAACCGUUUGGAGUGCCACUGUUUUGCACUUUGACUGAUUAAAAAUCACAAACUCAAAAGAAGCACUUCUGAAUCGAAUCAACGGCGAUCACAAAGUUGCUGACGCAACAUUGAUUUGAUUCAGGCGUGUUCCAAACUGUGAAUUAGAUUUGAUUCAAAGUUCACAAUAGACUCCAUUUUUAGCGCUCAUAGCUGCCGUAGUUUAUAACAUAGCACAUCUUACACCAUCAUGAUUCAUACCGAUUCGCACAUUUUCGUUUUGUAGUAAAUUUAAGUUCUUGUUUCUCGAUUCCAACAUUUAGGUCAAAAUUACACUUUUUAAAAUAAAAAAUAAAUCACUAUCACUGUCCAAUAAUAUUUUCAAUGAGGAUUUUUGAAGCUUUUUGCUAAGGCUUGGGGUAUAGAGCGUGUAAGCAUAUUUCGUUGCCUUUCGCAGGCUGUUGUAAUGUUAAUCAACUCUACUUUUCAUGAACCUCAUAAUAAGCCAAUACAGACAGUAAUUUAUUGAAAAAAAAAAAACUUUCUUCCUAACACUAUCUUUUUGAUAGCCAGAAGAAUUCGCAGCUAACUCAUUCCAGCACAAAAAUAAUCUGACAUGAUCGCACUCAUAAACCACAGGAUUGAAUGGUUGAUUGGUUGCUGUACACAAAAUACAAAUGCAAUAAUUAUUUAAAUGCCUUGAAACCAUUUUUGGCUCAGAUUGGGCAACAGUUCGAAUCAGGGCACAUUGGGGAAAUUGAAUCUAAAGGUGGAAAAAAUUAAACAUUUUCACAAUAGGUCGUUGGAAUAGAAAUUUUCUCAGAAAUCAAUAGGUGAUGAUUUCAUGAAGGUGGUAUUUGAUUCUUUUCAACUGUUAUAUUUUUUCUGGAAAUAUUAAUUAUUCCACUAAGUUCGCAGUUUUGCCCAAUCUUAUUUUAUCCAACAAGGCGACACCAAACCUAAUGAAUCCACUCUGGCAGUAUCUUCAUCAGAGUUACAGAUAUUUACAAAGUUUUGUACCUCACCACAUAAUUUGUAACACUUUUUAGGAUAUACUCACGUAGAUAUAUGUCUGAACGAAAUACAAUUGCAUAUUGAAAAGUUAUUGGAAUCGAGAAACAAGUGUCAUAUAAAAGCACCAAUUAAAUGAAUUGUUGUAUUCUUUUGUUAAAAAAAAUACAGUAUCGGACGUAUACAAUACUCCAAAGCCAUUUUCCCUAUUCCUAUACAAAUAGACUGUUCUUUUUUUUUAAAUGCACUAAAACCAAACGUGAUCGCCGAUAAAGGCUAUACGUCGAAUUAUCUUGAUAUCUUCAGCGCAUUUGUUCCUUAUCACAAUGAACAAAUGUGCUGAAGACACCAAGUAUUUCGUAGAACACUUUUUGUCUUGGUGCAUUUUUUGUUCAAGAUCAACCAUUUAGUAACUUUUGAAUCAUUAGUUCUCACACAACUUUUUCAAUAGUUUUCAAAUAUUGAAGUACUGUUUGAUUCAUCGCAGACAAAAAUGAAAAGAGUCGGCAGAUUUAUAGCUAUCUGAAUUGCACAGUUAAUUAAUGAUCAAGUUGUAGGCAAUUCCCGCUUCAGGAAUCUUGCUGUUAUAAGGUUUUGACGUUUUGAAGUUUACAUGUACACGACGAAACACGUGUCAAAUGUACAAAUUGAAAUUGAAACUGUGAAAAGAAACCAGGUGCUCCGGUGGGGAUCGUACCUACGACAUAUUCGCUAGAUGGGCGCUUCAACCCACAUGCUGCGGAGCCCCUUGAGAGACCCAUGAUCCCAUGUGCUUUGUGGUAAUCGAGUUCAGUUCUCCCUCGAGCGUGGGGGUCUCUCAAGGGGCUCUGCAGCUUGUAGAUUGAAGCGCCCAUCUAGCGAAUAGGGAGUCGUGGGUUCGAUCCCCACCGGAGCACGUGGUUUCUUUUCGCAGUUUCAAUUUCAAUUUGUACAUUUGACACGUGUUGCGUCGUGUACAUGUAAACUUCAAAACGUCAAAACCUUAUAACAGCUAUCUGAAGUUGAUUAUUUUGUUCAUGAAAACGGCUGUGUUGCAUUUUGUAUGUCCGAUACCAUGCUGUAUCUCCAAUAUAGUUUAUGAAUGAUUUCUAAUAUUAUUGUCAAGCUGUAUAAAAAUAUUUCGUAACAAUAAGUUCAUAAAAAAAACAAAUAAUUUUAAAGAAAUCAUCUUAUUAUCAUUAUCCUCAUUAUUCAUUGUGUUAAGUAACGAGCUCUCCAUAAUAUCCUUUCACUGCAUUAUUUGGUAACAGAAACCAGGACAAGUCAAACGUAAUCUCGCAGAAUCUUUUUGUGGUUGAAUCACUUCAUCACCUGCCAAGUGUUUCAUUUGAAGAGCAGCCGUAGCACGAAAAAGUAGAUGACCCGAACUGAGACGAAAACUGUUUGACUCAAAUGAAAAAAAAAAAAACUAGAAUUUUAAAAUUGUUGUAAGAGACCACGAACAACGGUUAUUUUGUUAGAAGACAAUGAAUUGUUCACUUGUUCACUAAAACACACACACACGUGGGAUGUCGCACAACCACUCAAAGAAACUACAGGGCUAUUCUAGAUACCAGUCUCCAUUAUGAUGGACUUUUAGAAUUGGAUCACGGAAAACAUUUGAAUGAAACUGUUUCGUUGUUUUGAAGAGUACGCUAUACACACAAUACGAAUUAACAUGACAUUACUGUAGGCGCUUAAUGAUAUUGCAUUGGAAAAAUCGUAUGUUAAAACUAUUAUAAAAUGAAGGAAUCAAAAACUAUUUGUAAUAUUUACACUAAUAUUUGAAUAUGAAGAACACGAAGAAGCAUUACUGGAAUCAAUUAAAAAACACACUGCUGGCUAAACAUCGUAAAAUUCUGUACUAUUUGCGGAAGGACAACCCGGAAGUGAAACGAACAAAGGUGUUUCUGCAAAGACCAACUGAAGAUUCUAAACGCAAACCUAUCCUACUGUAACCCGUCGUCGUCGUAUCGAUUUUUAGCAGGAACAAAUAAGUAUACAGGGGACUGCAUUCGAAUCCUAAGCAUUAUACCUACAUAGUUGUGUACUUACUUCGUGAUGCUUCCUAGAAUCUGAUUUCGACCGUUACUUCCAAUGUGUGUUGUAUAAAAAUGCAAGAAUAGGUUAAUAUAAAAUAUGACUUGACAGACAGGUAGUUUUUUAUUUGAACAAUUAUACGACUCAUAUCACGUGACGUUGAAUGCAGAAGCUGCAGUUCAAGCCUGUUAAAUUGAGCUGCACAAUUUCAUUAAGUUAAGUUUUCGUUUCCAACUGAAUGUGGUUAAAAUGAAUUUCUCAUAAACGAUCAAACGCUUUGCGGUGAUCAACUCUCGCGAUGAGUAGCAAUUAUUAUCAUUACUAUUAACAUACACUCUAGAUACAUAUAGAACAGAUGAUAGUUUUAAGCAGUACCACUUUAGAUAUUAAUUAGGCAUAUAUUCAUUGAAGAUAGUCUUUUUGUUUGUUGAUUCAACGUUAGCAAUAUGUUACGAACUAUAAGAAUAUAUCGAAAGUGAAUGAGAGGAGUUAGGCAGAAAGAUAGGCCAAGUGGUAUGCUAGUGGCCAGUGAAACCUUGAGGAUCAGAAGUUAGUGAUUACUUCCGCAAUGAAAAUAGUUGUAACUUGGUUUAAGCGGUUAAUAAAAGUGAGUAAAUUCUGAAAUAA